This is a messenger RNA of Perognathus longimembris pacificus (Pacific pocket mouse), 1519 nucleotides long. It is a transcript of the gene Gpbar1, whose product is annotated as G protein-coupled bile acid receptor 1. The record is from RefSeq and is a predicted model, not a curated record. The coding region runs from base 261 to 1244 and encodes 327 amino acids. Gene Ontology annotation, cellular component: membrane. The transcript is spliced from 2 exons. Lineage: Eukaryota; Metazoa; Chordata; Mammalia; Rodentia; Heteromyidae. Gene Ontology annotation, molecular function: G protein-coupled bile acid receptor activity. Gene Ontology annotation, biological process: G protein-coupled receptor signaling pathway.
UGAGACCCGCCUGCCAACCUCAGUCCUCCAUCCCUCCCAGGCAACUCAGGCAGCGGCUGAGCCUGAGCAGCCCUGCUGUCCCCCGAGGGGAGGCAGCAUGCACUCGGUGGCCGGGACGCCAGAAACAGUUGGAAGCCCUGUGAGCCUGACUGCUGUGACUCCUUGACACACACACACACAGAGGCUAGCAAGUGCCACCUGUCCCCAACAGCCAUGCAUGCCAGCUGCAGCUCCAGGCCUUCCCCACCCCAAGGCCCAAGAUGACAUCUAACAGCACCGGGGAGGUACAGGGCCCCAUUCCUGCAGGUGCCCUGGGACUCUCCCUGGCCCUGGCAAGCCUCAUUGUGGCCGCCAACCUGCUCCUGGCCCUGGGCAUCGUCCGAAACCACCACCUGCGCAGCCCACCCGCCGGCUGCUUCUUCCUGAGCCUGUUACUGGCCGGGCUGCUCACGGGCCUGGCGUUGCCCACGCUGCCCGGGCUGUGGAUCCAGAGUCGUCGGGGUUACUGGUCCUGCCUCCUUCUCUUUUUGGGUCCCAACUUCUCCUUCCUCUCCCUGCUUGCCAAUCUGCUGCUGGUGCACGGAGAGCGCUACAUGGCGGUGCUGCAGCCACUGCGACCCCACGGGGGCAAGAAGCUGGCCCUGCUCCUCACCUGGAUAGGCCCCCUGCUCUUCACCAGCCUGCCUGCCCUGGGGUGGAACCACUGGAGCCCUGGUGCCAACUGCAGCUCGCAAUCUGUCUUCCCGGCCCCCUAUCUCUACCUCGAAGUCUACGGCCUCCUGCUGCCCGCGGUGGGGGCCGCGACCCUCCUCUCCGCCCGGGUGCUGGUGGCUGCCCACCGCCAACUGCAGGGCAUCCGCCGGCUGGAGCGGGCAGUGCGCCGUGACGCGCCCUCCACCCUUGCCCGGGCCCUCACCUGGAGGCAGGCGAGGGCACAGGCUGGAGCCACGCUGCUGUUUGUGCUGUGCUGGGGACCCUACGUGGCCACUCUGCUCUUGUCAGUAUUGGCCUAUGAGCACCGCCCACCCCUGGGGCCUGGGACUCUGCUGUCCCUCAUCUCACUGGGCAGUGCCAGUGCAGCGGCUGUGCCGAUAGCCAUGGGUCUGGGUGACCAGCGCUACACAGCCCCCUGGAGGCUGGCUGUCCAGAGAUGGCUGCGAGGAAGGGCCUCCAGGGACAGCCCGGGCCCCAGCCCUGCCUACCACCCCAGUACCCAAAGCAGGGUGGACUUGGACUUGAACUAGAAAGGCCUACAAGCGUCCGUCUGUCCGUCUCAGCCACGAAGCUAUUUUCUGUGCUGCUCUGGAUCAAAGGCCCUGCCCCUAUUUGAGCCCACUCAGAUGGAAUAAAACUCCUCUGGCCACUUAAGAGUUCUUGGUAGCCAUCUCAGAAACAGGGGCAUGGGAAGCAGCCCCUGGAAAGAAGCUACAGACAGAUCGUGUGCCAGGGGAGAUGCCAACUCCACAGAAGCAAGUCCCUGCCGCUUAACUUGGGGAGGUGGCGGAUGCAUCAUGACAUG